AUGGAAGAAUUAUCUUGGGACGCAAGAAAAUCAAUAGUAUCAUCAUGGUCACUAAUCGGAUCCUACAAUACCAUCACAUCAAUCAGCUUAGUUUAUCUCUGGCUGGUCUAUCAUUUUCUGCCAAAUUUCAUGAGCAACCGAAAACCCUACAAAUUAACAUUUAUCAUUCGAUGCUAUAACAUCGCUCAAACAGCAGCCUGUUUAUAUUUUCUUUGGCGAGCUCAUUCUGUUGGAUUUAGCUUUAGAAAUACAUGGAAGUGUAUAGGCACUGAUGGACCAUUGACAAAGGAACUGAUGGAAUUGAAUUUUAUACAAUAUAAUUUUAUAGUUUUGAGAAUAAUCGAGUAUAUUGAGACAAUUUUCUUCUGUUUAAGGAAGAAAUUUGAACAAGCUUCAUUUCUUCAUGUCUAUCAUCACAUCAGUACUGUAUUUAUACUCAUAUUGUUCUUAAGGCUUAGUGGUGGAAUGAUGGAAACUUUCUUUGGUAUGAUAAAUAUGGUCGUUCACUUCAUCAUGUAUGGAUACUACUUUUUAAGUUCCUUCAAUCAAUUCAGGAAAUUUACAAACAUCAUUAAGCCAUUCUUAACAAUCAUUCAAAUAACACAGCUGACAAUAAUUCUUGGUCAUUGUAUAGCAGCUGUUCUUCCUGGCUGUAGCACUAUUCAUUGGCUUUUUUAUUUGGCUAUUUUUAAUGUAAUUAUGUUGCUGUCACUGUUUGGACAUUUCUAUGUUAAGAGCUUUAUUAAAAGGAAAAAUAAUUAA
Molecule: messenger RNA, 762 nt
Organism: Chironomus riparius
Lineage: Eukaryota; Metazoa; Arthropoda; Insecta; Diptera; Chironomidae
Source: the annotation of a GenBank genome assembly